AUGGCCAUGAUACUGUCCACCCCGGUGAUGGACAAAUUCAGCCCAGACCAGCUCCCGGGAACCAUUUUCAACUACGGCAACGACUCCUACGGUGACGCAGACUCCUUUUUCAACUUUGACGACGCUUGCGUCGAAGGGCCGGUCCCCGAAGUUGAGGAGAAGACCGCGCAAAACCUAGAGACUGCCAUCGAGGAGGCUAUAAUAACACAGCUCUCUGAGAGCCAAAUCUCGGACGGCUCGCUUUUUGGAGGUAAUGGAAACUCCAACGAUGGGCCCCUACUCAAGUACGAGCAAGAAGAGGCCAAGCCCGCGCAGGCCGCGACGAUCAACCCCAACGUUCUUUUCAUCACACUACCAGGAACACCACCGCCACUCAAGCAGGAGCAGCGCCUACUAACACCUCACACCAACACAGACGCCAUGCCUCUUGUGCUACCGAGCAUAGAGCCGAUAGAGUUGAAGCAAGAAUGCAAGCCAGAGUUCCAGCAGGACCUCCAACAAGGCUUCAAGCAAGAACCUACCCCCUUCGUCGACGACCCGAAGCUCCAGGCCCUCUUCGAGGAAUUCGAAGGCCCCAUCGCCGAAGCCCUCCAACUCCCCACCGCGGCCCCGACUCCGGCCCCAGGAGCAGCACCCUGCGUCGGCACAUCAUGGCCCUCUCCCCCGCCGAGCGUUCCCUGGCCCUGUUUCGACGGUCUCGAGUCCAGUGGUGACACCACAUGGGACUUGAACAACAACCCGGCCGCGGGGCUUGGCAGUGGCGGUGGUGGUGGUGGUGAAGAUCUCUUUGCCUCCCCUCCUCCCCGCGACAUGUUUGCUUACCAACGACCGUGCGGUGACCACCCGUCUUCUGGACUCGGAGACGCCCGCGAAGUCUUUGACCUCGAUACCUUUGACUUUGACGACUCCAAGAGGGAAACGACGUAUGACGGCCUCGAAUCCUACAGCCCUGCCAACGUCCAAGAGGCCCCCAACUUUGAUGGCUUCGACUUCAGCAAUGUCAAACGGGAGCCCGCCUCCUCGACGACUUUCUUUCAUCCUUCACCAAAGACCAUUACCGACGUCUUUACCGCCCCUCCACCGCCGCAAUCUCAACACCAUCUGACCCCGAAUCCCGAGUUCGAUCCUUUGAUCCCAGAUUUGGCACACGUUUCGGCCGGUCAAGUUCCCUUCAGCUACGAUGACGAAUCAGUAAACUUCCUUUAUUCCCUUCCACUGUUCAACCCUCUGACCACUCCACAGUCCAUCCCGCGUAGUGCGCCUGCCACCACUCCCACCCCCGCCGCCGCCACGGCGAGACUGGUGCACCCCAAGCCCAGAUCACCCCCUUUCCCUGCCGACUUCAUCCACCGUCGCAGCCUGUCCAACGCACCGACAGACGUGACACCCUACAAUAUCCUUAACAGACAGGGCUUCUUUGAAGCCGGUACUCCCAAUCCCCCAUCAUACCUGACUCCAGCUCACACUCCAUCCAGAGACCUCACAACCCCCGUCGUGAAUGGAAAAAUUCUCAAGCGUAUCCCCAAGCCCGCCAAGGCCAAGGACGUGGACGCAUCAGACUGGUAUGAGUCACUCCCCGAGGCACCAGCGCCCUGGGGCGGCCACGACCAUACAAAGCCCAUGUUCCAAUACAACAAGGAAGGCGAGCUGCUGCCGAAUCUGCGCUUCACCCGUGAGCAGAUCCUGUACUACAUCAGGGAGCGGAAGCAGCAAGGUCUCCCCCUCACCCUCUGGAUCCAAAACGUCCCCCACGGCUGUAAGACACGAGUGGGCGAUGACAGACUACGCGCGUGCCGCUGGUCAGGCUGCCCGGCCUACAAGGGCACCAUCCUCAAGGGCUUCUGGCGCGUCUGCUUCGACGAGCGACCCGAAACUUCGGGGAAGCAGCACGAUCCGUACCACAACGCGGGCUACAUGCACUUGUGGUGUAUGGACCGCUGCUUCGAUCUCCUCGAAAUUGCCCAAGCAUUCAAUCUGAAGCCCGAUACACGCUACUUUGAGAAGGAAGAGCGCAACCCCAUGGCCAUGACCCGUGAUCACGACGAGCUGGUGAUGGAGUUUGAAGAGUGGCGCACGUCCCAGCAGGCCGCCUACGAAGAAUGGCAAAGGUCGGCAGAGACGAACAAGAUGAUGGGUCUCCCCGUCCAGAACCGCCAGGUCGGCCGAGAAGCCAAGCUGUGGUACGUGCUGACGACCAAGCACCUGGCGCUGGAGACUCCGGUGCGCAGCAACAUGCGGAAGAAGAGAAACGGCAUUUCCAUUGAUAAGCACAAGGGUGACCUUGACUGGUACGUCGAGAGAGUCAACGAGAAAAAGGUAUCCAAAAAGGGACACUCCAUCGUCGAAGAGCGUGAUAGCGCCGACGAAGAAGGCCAAAAGACUCCCGCAAACAGGGUAGCCCGUCCGAGUAUCAUCGAUAAGAGAAAGCGCGAAGAAUACGAGUAUGACGACAAUGACAACGCCGCCUCUCAGCCGCAGACAGCCACUUGGAGCAAACGUGUGAAACAGUCGUGCUAUUCACCCGUUGAAAGACGUUGA
Colletotrichum fioriniae is the source of this 2538-nucleotide messenger RNA. RefSeq lists its product as uncharacterized. The record is from RefSeq and is a predicted model, not a curated record. NCBI's taxonomy places the organism in Eukaryota, Fungi, Ascomycota, Sordariomycetes, Glomerellales, Glomerellaceae.